Molecule: messenger RNA, 1740 nt
Organism: Orussus abietinus
Lineage: Eukaryota; Metazoa; Arthropoda; Insecta; Hymenoptera; Orussidae
Exons: 3
Coding region: 114-542 (142 amino acids)
Source: RefSeq, a predicted model, not a curated record
AUCGAGUUCGCUGGUAAAUAGCAAUUAUGUCAAAAUGGUGUGUAUUGAAAGAGAGUUAAUAACGUGGGACGAUCGAUAAAAUCGGAAAAUCUACGCAGAAGCUCGUUACCGGGAUGCUCAAGAGGUGCGCAAAGUGCGAGGAUUGCGGUUACCACGCUUUAAGGUGGUCAAGCAGCGCUACCCGCAAGAUCCGAGGAAGUUCCAGGGAUACGUUUAUUGGAACUAACCACAUCCAUCCAAUUGGCAUUCUUAACAGGAUCCCGGUAAAUUCAGCAACGAGCUCAAGAUCGCGUAAAAAACGCGGUCUGGUUAGGGAGGUCCGCGUCCCCGUCAGAUUCUUCCGGAUCCAGUCGAGACUUCGAGAUCCAGAGGAGUUCGCGAAGCAUUGUCCCCGGUCGUUCCACUUCAAGGUCACGCGAGAGUUCCCCCUCGGGGCCGAGGGAGCGACACUGGAGACGUUUUCCAAGUCGGCGACGAGGCGACGUCUCCUUCUUUUUCUUUGCCCUCGGCCGAGCGACUGGCGCUGCUCGCGUGUUUUCUAAGCGCUGCGUCGAUCCGUGUGCGACGUGUCUGAGUAUGCGAAUUAGAUUGAUCUAUCAUUGGCUUGUCUGGCCGCCGUCUCGCCCACUGAUUGGUGCCGAGCAACUGUUAUCUUCCUGGAACCUCGAGCUAUCGGGCCGCGAGAAACGCGCGUGCUCCGUUUAAACAACACAAAUAUUUAGAGAAUUAUGCUCUACUACUGACUAUACCCCAUUUAAACUAUGCACACGUAUUGAUAUUUACAUCCCGGCAUGCAAUCCAUGUCAGGUGUGUACGUAAGUAUGCACUACAAGUUAAUUAUACCUGCUUAAACGGUUUUACUCAUUUUCUACCGUUUAAACUUCACGCGCAUAUUGAUGGCGAUUUAUAAGUAUAGGUAUACAAUAUGCGGUUGUAGGUAUUAAUUUAUCAAUAUUGCAAGCAUAUUACAUCGACUCGUUUCAAAGACCGCGUGUUGAGAAUGCAUUUAGAGAAUGUUAUGAAUACCUAGAGAAACCCAAAAGCUGAUGAUAAUUUACGUGGUGUGGAAGUGAAAGUAACAUUUAAUGCAGAUAGUAACUGUGAUCGAAUGUGGGUAUAUGUUUGUUUUAAAAAUGAUUUUGUAGGAUAUUUGUCCACGUCGAGUACAAACGCGUGCAAAUGCACGAAGGAGUACAGUUGAGCGCGGAUCAGGUAACGAAUCGACUUUGCCGAAGCCUAGUACAAGCGACGAUACACGAUUAUCGACUGUUCCCAGAUAGGAAUGGACAGUAGGGUCAGUGUUGGGCCAAAACCUACUGUUUCUGUAAACACGGCCUGCAUCGUGAAUGGUGUCUAGACGUUCGAAAUCGUGACUAGUCCAAGGUUGGACUGUUAGAAACUAGCUAUUUCUGAGAAACAUGUACUAGUGUCUUUAUUUCUACUCAGUACUAAUUCAACGACAGAGCAUAGUGCCGUCUCAGUGCUGUCGUUAAAUGCCAGUACAUCAUAAAAAAUUAUUAAACGGUGCCAACGCUGGGUAGCAAAGUAAGAAGCUUAUUGAGAUAGAAGACAUUCAAUCAUUGCCGAUGUCUAUAAGUCGUUUACAUGAAUAGUCGAUACAUCCUUGAACCAAGUUAAGAGGUUUAUUCUCGAAACCAUUCCAUGAUUUUCUGCGACAUUUCGACAUUGCAUAACCAUCAACACGAUGUCCCGUUUAAAAGGAAACCAGCAUAGAAUGAA